Messenger RNA from Vicia faba (fava bean), 804 nucleotides. The record is from the annotation of a GenBank genome assembly. NCBI's taxonomy places the organism in Eukaryota, Viridiplantae, Streptophyta, Magnoliopsida, Fabales, Fabaceae.
AUGUGCCCUACAUACCAAGAAAUUACCGAUUCAUCUUCUGACUUUUCUCCUAACUAUUCACCACCUGACUAUUCUUCUCCUCCCAGUGUAGAAUCUCAGAAUCGUCCAUUGCAGCUUUCUUUUAUCCUUCAAUUCAGUGGUGCAACAACAUCAAGAGGAGAUUCUGGUGCAUCAACAUCAAGAGGAGAUUCUGGUGCAUCAACAUCAACAGCAAGUAGAAAUGGAUUUCAUGGACCAACUGGUGCAUCAACAUGGAGGGAAAAUGGAUUUCAUGAACCAACUGGUGCACCAACAUCAACUGCACAUGGAUUUUCUGGACUAUCUGGUGCAUCAACAUUAAGUAGAAAUGGAUUUCAUGGACCAACUGGUGCAUCAACAUCAAAUGGAAAUGGAUUUUAUGGGCCAGCUGGUGCAGCAGCUAUUGUGCUUGUAAAAGAUGUUGACGACAGUGAUGAACAUGCAGUUGUGUUGCACCGAUUUCGCCUAGGGUUGGGAAAUCAAACAAUUAGCGUUGCUGAGUAUAGAGGAUUAAUUUUAGGACUGACCGAAUUGUUAAGGAGAGGAUAUACGGAUAUCGCUGUGCAAGGAAACUCUGAACUUGUCAUCAAUCAGUUUCGAGGUUUGUGGGUAAUCGACGACCCGGAACUAAGGAGGUUAUGUGAUGAGGCUUUGGAGCUGCGUACUAACUUUGGAUCAUUUUCCAUCAAUCACAUUGAUGAGAACUUAAGCCGUGCAGUUAAUGAUGAAGCAGUCCGGGCCCUUUCUCUCGCAGAUGGUCAAGUUGAAGAAGAACCACAACCAUAA